UUGUUUAAUCAAGCAAAGCAUAUAGUCGGUCUAUAAGUUCAGUUACGCCCCAUAUGUACAGAGCAUCGACGAGGUAAUAUAUAUAACCAGAUCUAAAUACAUGGCUGCAUUCCAAGUCCUCUCUACCCAUACAAUCAAGUCACCAAAUUCAAGUGAUCAAAAAAUUGAUUUAACUCCAUGGGAUCUCCGGUACCUACUAAUUGCACCCACCAAAAAGGGUCUUCUUUAUCACCAUCCUCUAGUGCCAAACCAAAUUCAACAUCUGAAACACUCUCUAUCUUCUACCCUUGCCUUUUUCCCACCACUUGCAGGCCGUCUAGAAAUAACAGAUCACAAGGACAACACCGUUUCAUGUUCCGUCACAUGCAACAAUGCAGGCGCGCUCUUUGUCCAUGCUGCGGCAGAGAACACUUGUGUAGGUGACAUACUUGGAUGCACCUACGUUCCUCCCAUCGUCGAUUCAUUUUUUCCAUUAACCAGAGUUAAAAAUUACGAAGGCACAUCACAACCAUUGUUAGCUGUGCAAGUGACAGAGUUAGUUGACGGCUUCUUCAUUGGUUUUACAUUUAACCAUGCGGUUGUUGACGGAGAGUCCACAUGGCUUUUCAUUAAUUCAUGGGCGAAAAUCUCGCGUGGUUGUUGCAAUCAAGUAUCCAAACUCAUAACGCUAGAACGUUGGUUUCCAAGUGGUAUUCAACAUCCCAUACGAUUUCCUUUUACUAUAGAGCCACAAAAGAAUGACUCUGAUGAUAACGAAAAGUUCAAUCCAUCAGAGAGGUUAUUCCAUUUCACAAAGGAGAAAAUCGCUCAACUGAAAUUGAAAGCCAACAUGGAGAUUGGUACCAACAAAAUAUCAUCCCUCCAAUCACUUUUUACACAUCUUUGGCGCUCUGUGAUCCGUUCCAAACAAUUUGACCCACACGAAGAAGUUUAUUAUAUGGUCGCGAUAGGAGCUAGAUCAAGGUUUGUUCCACCAUUGCCUGAAGAUUAUUUUGGAAAUGCUGUUGAAGUUUGUAGGGUUACAAUGAAAGCGGGAGAGUUGUUGGAAGAUGGUGGGCUUGGUAAAGGUGCUUGGGCGAUACACAAAAUGAUUUCUUUGCAGUCAAAUGAAGAGUUGAAGAAUCACUACGUGUCUUGGUUGGAAAAUCCAAACAUCGUUAGAUUUUUUACCGCGGCCGGUAAAAAUACAUUAGCCAGUAGCAAUUCCCCGUGGUUUGAUGUUUAUGGUAAUGAUUUUGGAUGGGGAGAACCUGUGGCAGUUCGCAGUGGAAAUAAAAUAAGUGGAAUGAUUACUGUAUUUGCUGGAAAAGAAGAAGGUAGCAUGGACUUUCAAGUGUGUCUUCCUCACAAGAUUUUGGAGGCAAUGGGAAAUGACCAUGACUUCAUGGAUGUUGUGUCUAAUUAGUGUGAGUUUAAGGUUUGCAAAAUCAGUUUGGUACCACGCUAUUUCAUGCUAUGUUGAUGUAUAUUUAUGAAUACUUAUGUGUGUUUAUCUUCUUGAUCCGGAUAUUUCUUUCAUUUGAAAGUUUAAGUGUGUGUUUUGUUCUAUGUUGUCAAAAAUUGAUUUUGAGUACAAAAAAUAAAGGAUCUAUGUUUGGAUACAUUAAUGUAAAA
Messenger RNA from Medicago truncatula (barrel medic), 1614 nucleotides. Its product is annotated as protein ENHANCED PSEUDOMONAS SUSCEPTIBILITY 1. The record is from RefSeq and is a predicted model, not a curated record. The transcript has a single exon. Bases 101 to 1405 code for a protein of 434 amino acids. Lineage: Eukaryota; Viridiplantae; Streptophyta; Magnoliopsida; Fabales; Fabaceae.